This is a messenger RNA of Penicillium argentinense, 435 nucleotides long. RefSeq lists its product as uncharacterized. NCBI's taxonomy places the organism in Eukaryota, Fungi, Ascomycota, Eurotiomycetes, Eurotiales, Aspergillaceae. The transcript is spliced from 2 exons. The annotation marks the transcript as partial. The record is from RefSeq and is a predicted model, not a curated record.
AUGGUCUUGACCUCCAGUAUGGCAUGCAUCGAACACCGGUCCUAUCGACGCCGCACCCCAGCAACAGGGAUAGCCGCGACAGCAAGAGUAAUCAGAGGAAUCAUAUUCCCAGUCCUAAUCUCGAACCUCGCGGGGCUAGUCGGGUUCCCCUGGGUUCCCCUGGGUGAUCCGGACAACUGGACUGAUCAGCGCAGCGUUCUCACACAAAGGAACGAUCGACAUCCGAGCGCUGAAAGAAGCCCGCUUCUCAUUAUUGACAAUAGCUAUAGUCUUGAUCGACUAUGUCCUCCUAACCCCACUGGCAUAUCUCCCUCCUACGCUCAAUUGCAUGGACUAGACGACUCGCUCGCAUACAACCUCUCCUCAAUCCUCAUCGCCGCAUCCAUCAUCGGCCGCAUUGUCCCGGGAUACUUCGCAGAUCGUGAUCGUCACCAC